Stylonychia lemnae is the source of this 786-nucleotide messenger RNA. NCBI's taxonomy places the organism in Eukaryota, Ciliophora, Spirotrichea, Sporadotrichida, Oxytrichidae. The record is from the annotation of a GenBank genome assembly.
AUGCUUAUCUAGAAUCCUACUCCAGAUUAGUUGCCAAUAAGGUUUAGAGAUCAAUACAAGUACUAAAGAGUUAUUGGCUAUGGUGCUUUCGGAAUUGUUGUCAAAGUAGAAAAAUUAUUCAGAUUAUAAGAUAACAGCCCUGCUAUUUCCACUGAGAAUAAUGGAUUUGCUGCUGUAAAGAUAAUCAAUAAGAAAGAUCUGGGAGAAAGUGGUUAUCAAAUUUUGAAAAAUGAAGCCAUUAUAUUAAAGGAAAUGAAUCAUCCCAAUAUCGUCAAGUUUUAUGAUAUUUUUGAAACUCAUGAUUUUAUAUUUAUUGAGAUGGAAAUCAUCAAAGGGGGCAGCUUGAAGCAACUUAUAGAAAAGAGAGGAUACUUCAACGAGGAAUAAGCGAGCAAAAUAAUUAAAAAUCUACUGUCAGCAGUGGAGCAUGUGCACUCUAAGAACUAUGUUCACAGGGACCUGAAGCCGGAAAAUAUAUUAAUUAAUGAUGAGAAUGAUUUUACUAGUAUAAAAUUAGCUGACUUUGGGUUAAGUGCAUCAUUCAGAAUCAAUACAGCAUACUCACUAGAUGAAAGAAUGGGUACAUUGCUUUUUAUGGCACCUGAGUAAACUAAAAAUUAUUCUUAUGGCAAAGUAUACCAUUCGAUAUUUAAUAAUAUUCUAUAGAGGAUUGAUAUGUGGGCUACUGGUAUCAUCAUGUACAUAUUAAUUAGCGGGCAUCAUCCACUUUAUGACCACGAAACAGAUGAUGAGAGAAGCUUUCUUGAAAAACUUAAAAACCCAUGA